This is a messenger RNA of Salvelinus namaycush (lake trout), 2344 nucleotides long. It is a transcript of the gene slc38a6, whose product is annotated as solute carrier family 38 member 6. Gene Ontology annotation, biological process: amino acid transmembrane transport; L-glutamine transport. The record is from RefSeq and is a predicted model, not a curated record. The transcript is spliced from 16 exons. The coding region runs from base 206 to 1573 and encodes 455 amino acids. Gene Ontology annotation, molecular function: L-glutamine transmembrane transporter activity. NCBI's taxonomy places the organism in Eukaryota, Metazoa, Chordata, Actinopteri, Salmoniformes, Salmonidae.
UCAUGUCAUAUGACCACCUCAAAUCACCUGUGAGAAGUUGCAAACACAGCUAGAACAUUUCUCAUAGUGGAGCAUAUUUUAUUGGUUAAAGGAAGCGUUUGCCGUCAACAGGCACCACAAACUGCACAGAUGAGGUAUCUAUUGUAUUGGUUGUUGAAAGUAACAUUCUACUAACGCCUUGCUCGUGGGUAAGUCACCUGGAGACAUGAGUAUCAAUGGAGAAGGCACCACCGUCCAUUCUGACAAUUGGGCCGCCGCGGAGGACAUGGGCUGCGAGACCAACCCUCUCCUGGGAAAUAGAGCAGAGGAGCCAAGGGCUAAAGGGGCCUCCUUUACCUCCUCGGUCUUCAACCUGAUGAAUGCCAUCAUGGGCAGUGGCAUCCUGGGCCUGGCCUAUGCUAUGGCCAACACAGGCAUAGUGGGCUUUUGUAUCCUUUUGCUGCUAGUGUCCAGUCUGGCAGCUUACUCUAUACACCUCCUACUGAAGCUGUGUGAUCAAACAGGUAUCACCUCAUAUGAAGACCUAGGAGGCAGAGCCUUGCAGAAGCCAGGCAAAGUUCUUGUUGGAGUCACUAUUCUCAUCCAAAACAUUGGAGCCAUGUCGUCAUACAUGUUCAUCUUGAAAACAGAGCUUCCUGCAGCCAUCGCCAGCUUCCUGAGGCCAGAGACCUCUGGGGGGGCCUGGUAUGAAGAUGGCAAAACGUUGCUGAUUCUGAUGACGGUGUGUGUGGUUCUACCUCUGGCUCUGCUGCCCAAGAUUGGUUUCUUGGGCUACACCAGUAGCCUUGCAUUCCUCUUCAUUCUCUUCUUUACAGUUGUGGUUGUGGUCAAGAAGUCGGCCAUCCCUUGCCCCCUCCCAAGCAAUGUGACCCUGAGCAUCAACCAGGUAUCCAAUUCCUCGGAAUCGGAAUGUACGCCCAAACUCUUUGUCAUCUCCAGUAAGAGUGCUUACACCAUCCCCACCCUGGCUUUCUCCUUCCUCUGCCACACUGCCGUGUUGCCCAUCUACAGUGAGAUGGACCGGCCCAGUAAGAAGAGGAUGCAGAAUGUGACCAAUGUUAGCAUCUCUCUGAGCUUCCUGCUCUACCUGAUCUCUGCUUUGUUUGGCUACCUCACCUUCUACAGCCACGUGGACUCGGAGCUCUUGCUAAGCUACGACACGUACCUGCCGCGUGAUGUCUUGGUGAUGGCUGUGCGUCUGGCCAUCCUGCUGGCUGUGCUGCUUACUGUACCCCUCAUCCAUUUCCCUGCCCGGAAGGCAAUGUCAGUGCUGUUUUGUGGAGAUAGGCCUCUCUCCUGGGUGUAUCAUAUCUUCUCUACUCUCCUGAUCCUGACUGUGGUGAUGCUGCUGGCCAUCCUUGUCCCUGACAUCAGGAAUGUGUUUGGGGUUGUGGGCUCGACCACGUCGACCUGCCUGUUGUUUGUGUUCCCGGGUAUCUUCUACCUCCGGCUCAGCAACCAGCCGCUCAAGUCUCUGGAGUCUGUCGGGGCUGUAUGUCUGCUGAUCUUCGGCCUGUUUGUGGGACUGCUCAGUCUGUGUGUCAUCGUGGUCACCUGGGCACAGAACCCCUGAACAGGACCACAGAACUAGACCACCCACAGCUCUGCUCCAUAGAGCCUAAAGGGAGAAUUAUGCCAAAGAAAUACUAUUAGGCAGCACAACAGAACUCUAUGACCACAAAAGACUGUAUGACCGCAACACAGGUCAGUGGCAUGACCACAAGAUCACUGCAACACUUCACCCAGACUCUGAAAGCAUUCGACUGCCCAACACCCCCAUACAAUCAGUGCUGCUCUUGUGCUUUUAUGUAACUGUACCUUUUAGCUAUAGUGCUUCUAAAGCUUCAGUUGCCUUUUUUAGUUAUGGACAAUGUGUACACUUGACAAUACAUCUUGAAUGUGGGAUGACGUAUUCUUGAAUGUGGGAUGACGUAUUAGUAUCGGAGUCGGUGAAGUUAUUCUAUUCAUACUGUUAUUUUUUAACUCAUUAUUGACAAGAUUAAGAAAUCGUUCAUAACACUUUAGAGCCAAGCUCUUUUAUUGGGGCUGACCAUGUUGAAGACCGACCAAUUACCAGACAAGAGGCGUCAUGCUCAUAGGGGGCACAAGGGCAUGUGCCCCCUCAGAUUUGUCAAUUUUCAGAUGUUAAGUUAAUGACAACUUCAUUUUUAAGCCCAUGUUUUAUCUUAAUUUUUAAAAAGAUCUGUCAGCAGUAUUUGACAGAGGGGGCAAACUGAGUGGACUAGUAAGUGGUUCCUUCCAAGGUGAACCAUGGAGCAAAGUAUAGAGCCAGUGAUGGAUAGGACUUGCAGGUGGUAUGUUAAUAAAUUAAUUUGACAAGCUA